Molecule: messenger RNA, 819 nt
Organism: Stegastes partitus (bicolor damselfish)
Lineage: Eukaryota; Metazoa; Chordata; Actinopteri; Pomacentridae
Product: trypsin-3-like
Exons: 5
Coding region: 30-770 (246 amino acids)
Biological process (GO): proteolysis
Molecular function (GO): serine-type endopeptidase activity
Source: RefSeq, a predicted model, not a curated record
UUGAUCUGCCGGCGAGACAGACAGAAGACAUGAAGCUUCUUCUUCUCCUGACUCUCUUUGGAGGGGCAGUUGCCCUCGACGAUGACAGGAUUGUUGGCGGGUACGAGUGCCGGAAAAACUCUGUGCCCUACCAGGUGUCCCUCUUCACUGGCUACAACUACUGUGGUGGGACUCUUCUGUCUGAGGACUGGGUGCUUUCUGCUGCACACUGCAAAACAAAGUCCAACGUGGAGGUUCGGCUGGGAGAGCACAACAUCUGGGAAACUGAUGGGACUGAGCAGUACAUCAUGUCCGCCGAGUUCAUCCGCCACCCUGACUACGAUUCCCGCACACAGGACAGCGAUAUCAUGCUGAUCAAGCUGAGCAAACCUGCCACUCUGAACACCUUUGUACGUCCCGCCGUGCUCCCUUCAGAGUGUGCCAGUGACGGCACCAUGUGCCAGGUGUCCGGAUGGGGAAGUAUUCGGCCCAGCGACGACGGCUCGAGGUACCCGCAUGAGCUGCAGUGUCUGGAAGUCCCUCUGCUGAGCGAUGACACCUGCUUUAAUGCAUACCCUUUCCAAAUCACUGAAAACAUGAUCUGUGCCGGAUACCUGGAGGGAGGAAAGGACUCCUGUCAGGGUGACUCCGGGGGUCCCCUGGUGUGUGCCGGCGAGCUCCACGGAGUUGUGUCUUGGGGCCAUGGUUGUGCUCUGAGAAAGAAGCCUGGGGUGUACACAAAAGUUUGCAAUUACUUGUCCUGGAUCAAGAACACGAUGGCGUCUGGCUGAGCAGAGAAAGAAUUCAGUAAAGUCGACUACGUGAUGUUCUGUUUGUACG